AGUUGAACGAGGCUGAACGUGCGAGCAAAACCCGAACGGAACACGGUUUCUUGUCCGAAUAUUGAGACGCGGAACGAUGAGACUCCAGGAAGCGGCGCUCCUCUGCGCCGUCUUGACCAUCGUAACAGUGCAUAGUCAAAAGAGCAAAAAGGACGAGGAUAAGAAAGACGAGGAGUUCAGGUGUCCAGAAGGCCAGGGUAAUGGCAACUUCGCCGAUCCGGCAACAUGCAGAAGAUUUUAUCAGUGCGUUGAUGGAUACCCGUAUCUGAACCGAUGUCCAUCAGGCUUGCACUUUGACGACAUCAGCAAGUUUUGCACUUUCAAAAACGAGGCGCGAUGCGGACCCAUCGAGACUACACCAGCACCAAUAACCGAGCCACCCACGGAUUUAGCCGAGCGUUGCGACACGGCGAACUGCCAGCUUCCAUAUUGUUUCUGUUCCAGAGACGGUACGAUCAUUCCCGGCGGUCUUCAACCAGAGGAGACGCCACAAAUGAUAAUAAUGACGUUCGAUGGUGCGAUAAAUCACAACAACUUCGAUCACUAUCAGAAGAUAUUUACCCAAGAUCGUCUGAAUCCUAAUAAUUGCCCGUUAAGGGGCACGUUUUUCAUCUCUCACGAGUAUUGCAAUUAUAAUAUGGUCCAGAGCUUGGCGCACGACGGUCAUGAAGUUGCGACCGAGACGAUCUCACUUCAGAAAGGCUUGGAGGACAAGGGCUACGAAGAAUGGGUAGGCGAGAUGAUCGGGAUGCGUGAAAUACUGAAACGUUUCAGUAACAUUUCGACCAGUGAAGUGGUUGGUAUGCGAGCGCCUUACUUAAAACCUGGUCGCAACACUCAGUACAAGGUGCUUGAGGACUUUGGAUACAUAUACGACAGUAGUAUAGGAAUCUCGCCAUUAAAGGUGCCGAUCUGGCCAUAUACUCUCGAUUAUAAGAUCCCGCACGAAUGUAAGGCGGGCACCUGUCCCACCAAAUCCUUCCAAGGUAUUUGGGAGCUACCCCUAAAUGCGCAUUAUGUGGAGAGUUAUGAAGGUGGACAUUGUCCUUAUUUGGAUCAAUGUGUGCUUCACAAUCAUGAUCCCGAAGAAGUAUUCGAGUGGUUGCAAGAGGAUUUUAAUAGAUAUUACGAACAGAACAGAGCGCCAUACAUGAUGCCCUUCCAUACUAAUUGGUUCCAAAUUAAGGAGCUUGAACGCGGUCUGUCGAAAUUUCUCGAUUGGGUGGUAACACUACCAGAUGUUUACUUUGUAACAGCCACGCAAGCAUUAACAUGGAUGACUGAUCCAAAACCGAUUAAAGCUCUGCAUAAUUUCGAAGGAUGGUCAUGUAAGAAGAAAGAGAACUUGCCAGGUCCACCAUGCAACAAUCCACAUAAGUGCGCUUUAGACUUUAAACCUGCCGAAGCAAAUUUCACAACAACGAGGUAUAUGGAAACAUGUAGAGAAUGCCCAAAUAAGUACCCCUGGUUAGGAGAUUCUAAGGGUACAGGACUAUACAAUGACAAUUAUAAUCCUGAAAAGAAAUAGAAACCUCAUUUAAUUGAAUUAGAUUUAAUUCUAGCGCAAGCAGAUCGCGUUUCGUCCAUUGUUAUCAAAAUGAAUGUUGUGCAUACAUGAUAAAUCUGUUAUCAACCACAUCAAGCAUCUUACUUUUUUCAGUAUUGGAACAAUUGGAACAAUUUUAUGAAAUAUUAAUUCGUAUCUUUCAGAUGUAUAUAAACUUAUACUGCUAUUCUUACAUAGAGUAUAUACUCGACAAUCAUUCACAAGCAUCGAUAACAUUAAGUGUAUACUACUCAAUCUGAAAGAAAAAAUAAAAUGUUUUGAUGCUA
Formica exsecta is the source of this 1833-nucleotide messenger RNA. RefSeq lists its product as uncharacterized. Gene Ontology annotation, biological process: carbohydrate metabolic process. The record is from RefSeq and is a predicted model, not a curated record. Gene Ontology annotation, cellular component: extracellular region. Gene Ontology annotation, molecular function: chitin binding. The transcript is spliced from 9 exons. NCBI's taxonomy places the organism in Eukaryota, Metazoa, Arthropoda, Insecta, Hymenoptera, Formicidae. Bases 77 to 1528 code for a protein of 483 amino acids.